Strongylus vulgaris is the source of this 523-nucleotide messenger RNA. The record is from the annotation of a GenBank genome assembly. Lineage: Eukaryota; Metazoa; Nematoda; Chromadorea; Rhabditida; Strongylidae.
UCUUUCUCAUGUCAUGAAUGGUUUGUACCCGCCACAUUGUGAACAUAAGCCGUUAUAUGAUAAUCUUGAAAGACUUAGAGAGGUAGGAAUUAUAGACGCUAUCAACUUCACUGGAUGUUUACCACAGUGCGGUAUAUGUGAACAUCCACUAAAUGAGUCCGACUAUAUACUCUACAACAUCAUUGUGAGCGGUAUCAUACUACCGCUUAUCGGUUCUCUGGGGCUCAUUGGGAAUGGGCUUUCAGCUUUUGUUUACAGUCGCCCAGAGAUGCGCACAUCUACAAAUCUUUAUCUGUGCGCAUUGGGCUGUUCCGAUAGUGCCGUCAUCUUAACGGGAAUAUUUCUCUUUUUCCUCGAAAGCGUAAGAAAAUUCUCACUAAGCUUAACGCGAAUAUUUGGUUUAUUUUCGCCUAUUGUAUUUCCUAUGGGUAUGACGGCACAAGCGUGUUCGGUGUACUUCACUAUUUUUGCUGGAACCGAUUGUUUUGCUCAGGGCACUGUACUUAACAUUGGUGCAAAUCCA